AUGAAAACAAAAGAGGACCUGAAUAAGAACGUUGAUCCAUCGGAUCUAAAAAUAAGCAAUGUGCAGGGUAGGAAAAGUGGUACAAUCGUUAUUCAAAGCGAAAACGAAUCUGAGCGCGAUAAAAUAAAGACCGCAAUUGCAAAUAAAAUGAGUGACCGCUAUGAAAUUAGAGUGCCGAAUACGGCUAAACCCAAGUUUAUGGCGUUUGGAGUAAGCUUUAAAUAUGAAAGCGAGCAACUGGUAGAAAUGAUAAAAAAACAAAAUGAAUGUUUACAAAGUGCUGACUUUAAAAUUAUUAAAUACAUUCAAGUCAAGAAAUAUAGGUCUAAAUACUAUAAUUUUCUCAUUGAAACGGACGUUGAUACCUUCUCGGCAGUGCUCAAAAGCGAAAAAAUAAAUAUUGGGUGGGAGAAAUGUAGAGUCCAAGAUGGUAUGGUUGUGUCAGUUUGCUACAAAUGUAAGGGCUUCAAUCAUAUAGCUACGAAGUGCAAGGAUGAAGAGGUCUGCCUGAAGUGCUUGGGUAAUCAUAAAACAAUGGAGUGCACAAAGGAGCAAAUAAACAGUGUAUCAAUUGCAUUCGUGCAAACAAAAAAUUUAAUCUAG
Messenger RNA from Rhagoletis pomonella (apple maggot), 603 nucleotides. RefSeq lists its product as uncharacterized. NCBI's taxonomy places the organism in Eukaryota, Metazoa, Arthropoda, Insecta, Diptera, Tephritidae. The record is from RefSeq and is a predicted model, not a curated record. The coding region runs from base 1 to 603 and encodes 200 amino acids. The transcript has a single exon.